Enhydra lutris kenyoni (northern sea otter) is the source of this 1527-nucleotide messenger RNA. It is a transcript of the gene FKBP1A, whose product is annotated as FK506 binding protein 1A. The transcript is spliced from 5 exons. Gene Ontology annotation, molecular function: peptidyl-prolyl cis-trans isomerase activity. Bases 46 to 372 code for a protein of 108 amino acids. Lineage: Eukaryota; Metazoa; Chordata; Mammalia; Carnivora; Mustelidae. The record is from RefSeq and is a predicted model, not a curated record.
GCCGCCGCCGCCUCCGCCGCCGCCUCCGUCUCCGCCGCCGCCGCCAUGGGAGUGCAGGUGGAGACCAUCUCACCCGGAGACGGGCGCACCUUCCCGAAGCGCGGCCAGACUUGCGUGGUGCACUACACGGGGAUGCUUGAAGAUGGAAAGAAAUUUGAUUCCUCCCGGGACAGAAACAAGCCCUUUAAGUUUAUGCUAGGCAAGCAGGAGGUGAUCCGAGGCUGGGAAGAAGGGGUUGCCCAGAUGAGUGUGGGUCAGAGAGCCAAACUGACCAUCUCCCCAGACUACGCCUACGGUGCUACUGGGCACCCAGGCAUCAUCCCGCCAAAUGCCACUCUCGUCUUUGACGUGGAGCUUCUGAAACUGGAAUGACAGGAGUGACCUCCUUCAUGAGCUCCCCAUUCUUGGAUGUGCCGCGGAGGGAUGUGGCGCCCUCAGACGUGCAUAUGCGAACCCGGACGGAGCUUUUCCUGAUGUUCCACUACACUCUUUGUCUAAACAUCGACCCCGACUGAAUGUGUUCUGUCACCUGGCUUUGCUCUUUCCCUUUUUCCUCGUAUGUGUGUUGACCUAAACUAUAUGCCAUAAACCUCAAGUUACUCAUUUUAUUUUGUUUUGUUUUGGGGUGAAGGUUCAGUUUCAAUCUUUUGGAUCUAGGUUUCCACUUAAGUAUUAGUCAAGUAUUAACAGCACAAGUAAUGGGUUAACUUUAGAAUAGGAAUUGGUGUCGGGGUGGGGGGGAAUGCAAGAAUCUUUAUUUUAUUUUAUUUUUUUUUGGAUGAAAUUGUUAUCUAUUAUAUAUUAAACAUUCUUGCUGCUGCGCUGCAAAGCCAUAGCAGAUUUGAGGCGCUGUCGAGGGCCGAAUUACUCUCCCAGUUGAGAGAUGUCCUUGGGUUGUAUUAAAAGCCCAACCUAAAACUGAAGUGGUGGCGGGGGGGAGAGCUUUUGCCUCCACUGCCCCGCCCCAGCCUCCCCUUAAACCUUCUGCCUUUUGAAAGCAAAUCGUUCUCACUGCGAUGUUGGACACUACAGGUAUCUGUCCCCAGGCCAGCAGGGACCUCUGAAGCCUUCUUCGUGGCCUGGCUUUUAUUUUAUUAUUUUUUUCUCUCCCCAUCCUGUGGUUUUUCUAAUGGAUAUUCAGGACUUUUGUAAUCUCAUAGCUGUCCAAGCUCCACUUCCCAAAUUUUAAGAACUUUAAUCGAAAGUUUAAAUUGAAGGUGCUGUUUGUAGACACUUAACACCCGAUGAAAGCCCAGCCAUCAUGACAAACCCUUGAGUGUUGUCUUGAGAAAAUGAUGCUGGUCAUCACAGCUUCAGCAUCUUCUGGUUUUUGAUGUUCGGCUCCCCCUGCUGAUAAUCAGAGUUUCCUGGCUUCUCCUCCUCCCCCUCUCACCCCUUUGCUGUCCUGUGUAGUGAUUUGGUGAGAGAAAUUAUUGCUGCCUACCCCCCUUCCCCCACCUCCCCACACUACGUAUGAGUUUCAAGUUUUAUUAUUGCAAUAAAAGUGCUUUAUGCUGGCUUUUCUCA